AUGAUGCCUCCCAGCUCUUCGCCAAAAGCAACCUCCACACACUUGGCCAUCUCGCAAGCCGUGACAGGGCGAUCAAUGGCGCCCCUACGUCCGCGCCUGGCCGCCCUGCUCGCUCUGUGCGCGUGCGCCAUGGCUCCGCCGGCGGCCGCCGCCAACGUGUCGAUCACGACGUGCCGGUCCUUCUGCGGCAACAUCACGGUGGACUACCCGUUCGCGCUCCACGCCGGGUGCGGCCACGCGGGGUUCCGCGACCUGCUCUACUGCAUCGACCGCACGCUCAUGCUGCACCUCCCCUCGGGCUCCUACCGCGUCCUCGACAUCGACUACGCCUACCGCGGCCUCACCCUGCACGACCCGGCCAUGUCCGACUGCCGCGCCAUCGACCGCUCCCCGGGCGGCCGCGGCAACGGGUUCGUCGUCGAGCCGUGGCGCGCGCCGUUCCUGGCCCCGGACCCGGACAACGUGUUCCUCCUCCUCGGCUGCCGCGCCAGCUCGCCGCUCUUCCAGGGCUUCCCCGACCGCCACCUGCCGUGCCGGAACGUGUCCGGGAUGGGGUGCGGCGACUACUACGGCUGCCCCGCGUGGGACGACUACGGGCGCCGGCCGUCGGGGGCGGCGUACGGGUCGGCCGUGCCGCCCGAGUGCUGCGCGGUCUCGUGGGGCGCCAUCCGGGCCGUGAACGUGAGCCGGCUCCAGUGCGAGGGGUACAGCAGCGCGUACAGCCUCGCGCCGGUGCGCGCGGAGGGGGCCGGCGGCUGGGCGUACGGCAUCCGGGUGGCGUGGGCGCUGCCGGAGGCGAACCGGGGGUUCUGCGGCGCGUGCCGCGCCACGGGCGGGGUGUGCGGCCACGACGUGGAGAGCCGCGGCGACCUGUGCCUCUGCGGUGACUGGAACUCGACUUCCAACUGCGACUCCUCGGCGGACGCCGCGCCGUCAAGCACCGCCACGCCUGGCAUCGCCAUUGCCGCUCUUCUCUUGGCCCUUCUCGCCUCAGGUAACAUAUUGACGUAG
Messenger RNA from Triticum turgidum subsp. durum (durum wheat), 1011 nucleotides. The record is from the annotation of a GenBank genome assembly. NCBI's taxonomy places the organism in Eukaryota, Viridiplantae, Streptophyta, Magnoliopsida, Poales, Poaceae.